CCUGGCCAGGAGGCAUUGUGAGUCAUAGCCGGCAGACAAGUGGGGUGAAGUGAUCCAGAAAUGGGGCCAGGCCUGGGACAGCAGCUUGGGCACCUCCACCACAUCUUCCAGCAGUGCCACUGGCUCGCCUCCAUCAAUUCCAGGACAGCAGGGCUCCGGACACCCACGCGCUCCGCGUGGCCCACCCACACUUCGCCCUGGAGGCCUUCGAGUCCCUGGUCGCGGGCCACGCGAGCCACCUGUGGGAGGAGCUGCGGCAGUUCUGGGCCGACCACUUCUCGCGCCGCUUCUCGCCGCGGAGGCCGCCGCUGCGCCACUUCUCAUCCAUGUCCACCUUCUACCUGCUGGACCACCGCACGCGCCAGGCCGAGCUGGGGUUGAACUACGGCGCGCCGCGCACCCGACUCAGCAACGAGGAAUUCGUGUUCCGCGGCGGCCGCUGGACCGCGGAGGAGGAGUGUCACGCCCGCCCGCGGUCGCCGCCGCCCUCGCCCACCGGCUCGGCCUGGGAGCCGCAGGUGCAGCCGAUCAAGAGCCAGGUGCUGCUGGAGGAGAACAACUACCUGAAGCUGCAGCAAGAACUGCUCAUGGACAUGCUGACCGAGACCACCGCGCGCCUGCACCUGCUGGAGAAGAAGGUGGACGCGGACGUAGUUCCCGAGGCCGCGGCGCGCGCCUGGCAGAGGAAGAUGCGCAAGCACGGGGGCGCGGGCGUGCUUAUGAUCCCGGCGCGCGCUCUGGAGUCGCGGUGACGCAAUAAAGCCAUGCAGAAAGCCGA
Molecule: messenger RNA, 778 nt
Organism: Peromyscus maniculatus bairdii (prairie deer mouse)
Lineage: Eukaryota; Metazoa; Chordata; Mammalia; Rodentia; Cricetidae
Source: RefSeq, a predicted model, not a curated record